Xiphophorus hellerii (green swordtail) is the source of this 4148-nucleotide messenger RNA. RefSeq names its product RNA binding motif, single stranded interacting protein 1b (gene rbms1b). Gene Ontology annotation, molecular function: RNA binding. The transcript is spliced from 13 exons. The coding region runs from base 294 to 1472 and encodes 392 amino acids. NCBI's taxonomy places the organism in Eukaryota, Metazoa, Chordata, Actinopteri, Cyprinodontiformes, Poeciliidae. Gene Ontology annotation, cellular component: ribonucleoprotein complex. The record is from RefSeq and is a predicted model, not a curated record.
AAGCCUCGUCUCGGUCCAGCACAGCGGUGACUGCAAAUCAAUGAAUCCGCCUGAGAUUACUAGGACACGGACCGAAGUUUGGAUCAUUUACCGAGGGGAUUCGUUAAAAUCCACACACUUGAUAACAGGGACAUGUAUACAGCAAGUAUGGACAAAAACUUAUUUUCGUCUCCUUUAGCGGACUAGAGAGGACGCAUUUUCUUUUUUCAACCAAUAUUCAACUCAAAAGUGGAGUUUGGUGCAUUUUUGCUAACUAAACGUAACUAAAAGUAACUCCUUGUUCAGAUUUGAGAAUGAUUUUUGCAAAUACUGGAAACCCACUAAGGACUCCGUAUCGCAAACAGCCACCUGUUGCCUCAUUGUCCCAUCCCAUGGCUCCACCCAGCCCAAGCACCAACAGCAGCACCAACAACAGCAGCAGUAGUUCAGGAGGCUGGGAACAUCUCAGCAAAACAAACCUCUACAUCCGAGGCUUGUCCCCUUCAACCACAGACCAUGACCUGGUCAAGCUCUGUCAGCCGUACGGUAAAAUAGUAUCAACCAAAGCCAUCCUGGACAAAACUACAAACAAGUGCAAAGGAUACGGUUUUGUGGACUUUGACAGUCCUGCUGCAGCCCAGAAGGCCGUGGCUGCCCUAAAGACUUCUGGUGUCCAGGCUCAGAUGGCCAAGCAACAGGAACAGGACCCAACAAACCUAUACAUCUCCAACUUGCCUUUGUCUAUGGACGAGCAGGAGCUGGAGAAUAUGUUGAAACAUUUUGGCCAAGUUAUAUCCACGCGCAUUUUGAGGGACCCCAGCGGAGUCAGCAGAGGAGUGGGCUUUGCUAGGAUGGAGUCAACUGAAAAAUGUGAAGCAGUCAUUUCUCACUUUAAUGGAAAGUUCAUCAAAACACCAACAGGUGCGGCAUCUGAACCUCUGCUGUGCAAGUUUGCUGAUGGAGGACAGAAAAAGAGACAAAAUCAUCAUAAAUUUGGCCAGAAUGGUCGAGCCUGGGGGAGGGACAUGGAUUCCAGAUUGGCUGGAAUGACGCUGACAUAUGACCCCAGCGCAGCUGCUAUGCAAAAUGGAUUUUUUCCAGCUCCAUACAGUAUUUCUAGCAGGAUGAUAGCUCAGACAUCCAUGUCUCCGUUCAUGUCUCCAGUUUCAACAUAUCAGGUGCAAAAUCCCUCCUGGAUGUCCCAUCAACCCUACAUCAUGCAGCACCCUGGUGCAGUGAUAUCGCCAUCUAUAGACCCAUCUGUGUCACUGCAGCCUACUUCAAUGAUGGCCCCACUCACUCAGCAGAUGGGUCACCUGUCUAUGGGCGGUACAGGAACGUUCAUGGCCGCCAACACAGCUAUGCAAGGAGCAUAUAUCCCGCAGUACGCGCACAUGCAGACUGCAGCUGCCCCUGCUGAGGAAAAUGGUGUCCAGGCUCAAGUGGACUCAUCUGGCAGUCACUCCCCUUAUUCCUACCAUCAGACCAAGUAGUGGUCUGCUGGUGUUUGGACAACAACAAAAACUAUCUAUAAAUCCAGUGGACGCUAAGGAACUUUAACUGUUUUUCACAUGUUUCGUUAAAUAAGAGGUUUUUUUUUUUUCUUGAUAUGAUUUCAGAGUUUCUCUGAGAUCAACAAAUGAUUCAUAUUCUAUAAAAAAAAAAGAGUUUUAUUUUCAUACAAAAAAGUUUUUUUUUGUUUUUUUUUUUUUUUUUACAGCAGUUUCUCACAAUAUGCACGAGAAUCUUGUGCCCACUUGUGCAAAGUCAAAGGUUGUAAAUAUGUAUUUUGUUGUUGGGAUUUUUUUCUUUUUCGAUUUUUCCCUAUUUUUCUGGCAGACAUUUUGAAAAUGUUUUGUGCUUGCUGUGUGAGUAUUGCUAAUCUGAAGUGUUCAGUGUUUUCUUCUCUUUGAAAUAACUUGUCAUUACAUUUUCCUACAUCGCUUUGACACAGCUACCAAGAGUAAAACGGAGCUGUAGAUGUGGAGAGAUGAACAGCACAAAACAUUUUAAUUAUGAAAAUAUAAUAAAGUGCUCUUCCCACUUAAGCCCAAAUGGGGAAGUAGAAAAAAAUGUCCAAACAAAUGGCUUGAAUAAACUGACUACAUGUAAUUAUAUUAUUGAAAUUAAUAUUUAUUUUUUUAGCUUGAGGCCUUACAUUUGUAUGGAUGUACCAUCACAUUUUCCCACUUUUUAAAAAUCAUUGUAUUUUAGGGUAAUUUAAAUUAAACUUGUCAGGGUAAAAAUUUGAACAGAACAAAUCUACUUUGCUCAUUAUUAUUAUUUUUUUAGUUUUUUAGGUGAUAUUAAUUGUUAAUUUGGUAGUAUGUUGUUUUUUUUUAUUUAAUUGAAAACAACUAAGGAAAACACAGACGUAGGAUUGUGGGGGAAAAAACAAUCAAAGCCUUAUGGAAAACCACUACACAUCAAUUUUAUCUGGGUAUUAAAUUAGACUUAAAAGGCCUCACUCUCUGACAGGAAACCAACUUGGCACUUUUAAGGUUAGUUUUCUUUCAUCAAAGACUGUAACAUUUGUCUCUUUAAGCAGGGUUUUAGGGCUUCAACAAAAUAGAGUGCAGUUUGGACUCUGUGCCUUUUUUCACAUUUAGUUGUCGUGUUAGAGUUUGGACCUUUAUGAACAUGAAUUAGUGUACCAGUAAGUGCCACACAGAGCUUUCAUUACAGAAAUAACUAGAAAAUGUUUCAUUAUAAGAAAAAAAAACCAGCUGCAAUUAAAAUAAACACAACAUUGUGUUUAUUUAAAACGAAAUGGUUGGAUUUAAAGACAAAUACUAAACAGUGGAUUUAAGCGAGUGUUCUGCUUAAAGUUUCCUCCUCUAAGUCUGUGAUUUGAGCUGGUCACCUGCCGGACCAGUUAUCUACCUCAGAGUUUGUUUUCUCCUCUGUAUUCGGUCGGGUUAGCAGGUCCAGCCCGUCCUUCCAGACCAAACGCCACCCUCAGGAGCUGGCCGCAGAUUUUUACUUUUUCCUCCGUUAUUUUUGAAUAAUGCAAAGUUAUAGUCAAAAAAGGGGAAAACUGCAACAACAGAUAGAGUCCUAGGGUUGAUUUGGGACAGUCCACCAUUCUUGCUGCUCCUGGUAAAAGUGUGUAAUAUCUCCUUUGAAUAAAUUACUCCUUUUUUGCAGUGAUAUAUCCUGACACUGAUUUUUAAAAAAACAUUUUAAACAACAUCGCCACUGCCAGAAUUAUUGACUUCCCUCAGUGUGACUGAGAACUCUUAAUAAGUUUGUGAUGAGUGUUUCUCUCAGGCAGACUAUUUUUUGCAACUUCUUUCAGCAAUUCAUCACAAUGGGAAAGACAAACCAGUUAAAGUAUGGUGAAUUUCUCUUAUUGUUUAUAAAUAACUGGAAAUUAUUAAUAAAAUGUGGCUACAUUCUCACAUUUACACCCAGAGGAAUAAUGAAGUCCAAAAUCUGGAAUUAGGGGAAAAAAACAAGGGUGGAGACGUUCCUACACCUUACUGUUUGGGAACUGCAGCAGAGUAACUUCUUGGGAUCAUCAAGAGUUCAAUGCGACAAUUUUUUUCAAGGCUUUUGUAGGCAUCUUUAUUUUGGUGUGUAAUUCUCAAGGACAUUAGAAAUUCUUUGAGACCUACAGAAACAAAGUAUUGUGGUGGUAAAAAAAAACAACUUUUGUCUUUUUUAAUAUAAAGGAGUAUUUUCCCCUGUAAUUUGCUGGUAUUUAAAAUAAAUGUCAAGGGCCAACUAUGGUUAUACUUGAGAUUUCUAUGUAAUGCCUAAGACUGAGGAGUAAUACUGUCUUAGUGAGGUUUAUGCUGCUAGUGGUGUCUGAAUCAAGUGCCAUAGUCUGGGUUAAGAGCUAAAGAGGUGCUUAAGAGAAAAAAGCUCAUAUUAGUAACCACCAUAUUGAACAUUCAUUAAGUUAUAUGAAAUUGUUCUAACUUAUGAAGAGUUUUGUACAGACAGAUUGAGGAAAUAUGAGAUUUUCAUAGAGCUGUUUAAAGGUUGCUUUUUUUAUUUGUGCCACUAUUACCAAAGGUAACAUGUAUGAAUGAAUUUCUUUGUUUUUGUUUUACUAAGUUUGUUCAUGGCAACAAGUUCUUUUUUCUUCCUUUAGAUUGUUGCCCAUUGUGUCUCCUGUUAAUGUUUUUGAACUUUUUUGAAUAAAAAAACAAAUUUGCUUUUAA